AUGCGUCGGCUCCUCUCUUCUAAAAUUAUAAAGCAUCGCAGAAAGCUGCUGCGACGUUACUGGCGGCGGCUGGCCCGUCCUCCUAAAGUGCGGCGGCGGCGGCGGCGGCGGCUGCGGUGGCCUCUCACGAAUGAGGACUUUGCCCAGUGGUGGUGCCAGCUGGUGCGGUUGGAUCCCGACCUAUUGCUGGGUCCUGGGGAGGAGCAGGAUUCCAAGCAGAAGCAGGAUUCCAAGCAGCAGCAGAAGCAGCAGCAGCUUUCUGAGAAGGAGCAGCUGGAUUCCAAGCAGAAGAAGAGUUCCAAGAAGCAGAGCCGCUCCAAGGAACAGCACCUCCCUGAGCAGCAGCAGCCCGAGGAGCAGCAGCCUGAGCAGCAGCAGCCCGAGGAGCAGCAGCCCGAGCAGCAGCAGCCCGAGGAGCAGCAGCCCGAGCAGCCAGCCCCUUCCAAGAAGAAGAAAAAGACAAAGCACGUCUCUCUGCAGCAUAGCAGUUCCUCCAUGGAAAUCUUCCCAGAUCUGACCGAUGAAACACCGGCGGCACUGUUCUCCAUCGACCCCUACCGCGGCACCCUCGCUCCUGGCCAGAUGCAGACCUUCCACGUGCGCUUCGCCCCGAAGGCUGUGGGCAAGUUUAAGACCAUCAUGGUGUGCAGGAUUCCUAAGCUGAGGCCAAGUCAGAAGAAGGUGCGGCUGAUUUUGAGAGGCAGGGCCCGGGACAAGAAGAAGAUGAGGUUUGGUAAACCCAAACGCUCGGCGUUACGGCAGGCAGAGGAGAGCCCGAAGCCCAAGAAGAAGGUGCACUGGAAACUGCCCCCUGAGUGAGAGCGUUUGUGUCAGCUGGAGCCUCCACAGGAGCCAGCAGCACCGUGCCUUCUGCUGCUGGUGGUCUCCCACCCUUCACCAGAGACCUCCGCAGCUACCCUUCCAGUGAACGC
Melozone crissalis (California towhee) is the source of this 932-nucleotide messenger RNA. RefSeq lists its product as uncharacterized. The record is from RefSeq and is a predicted model, not a curated record. The transcript is spliced from 4 exons. NCBI's taxonomy places the organism in Eukaryota, Metazoa, Chordata, Aves, Passeriformes, Passerellidae. The coding region runs from base 1 to 819 and encodes 272 amino acids.